AUGGACCAUAGUUAUUAUCAGAUCCGAUCCGAUCUGAUAAGAUUAUAUUACCGUGCAUUGGUCUUCGUUUCGAUCCUGGCAACUAGGCACGAGGCAAAACAACUGCAAAUCUUCAGCAGCAAAAAUUCACGAAAGUCUUCCUUUAUAUUAAAUACCACUCUUCAGCCGCGGUGGCCUCGGCCUCCCAGUCGCGGAAAAAAAUGGAGUCACGGCAAGGAGAUCCACAGAGGGGAAGCGAGUGGCCCAAAAACACCGCAUAGCGGCGGAGCUGCGGAGCAAGUGGAUAGAGAUGUUGCAGUUGUGCGGUUCUUGUUCACUCUGCCACUUUCUGAGCCAUGA
Paracoccidioides brasiliensis Pb18 is the source of this 339-nucleotide messenger RNA. RefSeq lists its product as uncharacterized. The transcript has 2 exons. Bases 1 to 339 code for a protein of 112 amino acids. The record is from RefSeq and is a predicted model, not a curated record.